Manis pentadactyla (Chinese pangolin) is the source of this 2297-nucleotide messenger RNA. RefSeq names its product FKBP prolyl isomerase 7 (gene FKBP7). Bases 115 to 768 code for a protein of 217 amino acids. NCBI's taxonomy places the organism in Eukaryota, Metazoa, Chordata, Mammalia, Pholidota, Manidae. Gene Ontology annotation, molecular function: peptidyl-prolyl cis-trans isomerase activity; calcium ion binding. The record is from RefSeq and is a predicted model, not a curated record. The transcript is spliced from 4 exons.
UUGUGACGUAAACAAUGCCUGCCACGCGUCGGAACUUUGCUGCAAAAUCGCAGCUGGGCACGAGUGACCCUCGUAAGGAAACGUGGUCGUCAUCUGGGACUGACUCCAGGAAUCAUGGAUUUUUUAUUUAGAUUAAUCGUUGUCUUUUACUUGUGGGACGUUUUUACUAUUCAGGGACAAAAGGAAGAGAAGAGCCCAGAACAAGUGAAAAUAGAAGUUUUGCAUCGUCCCGAAAACUGUUCUAAGACAAGCAAGAAGGGAGACCUGUUAAAUGCCCAUUACGAUGGCUUCUUGGCUAAAGACGGCUCGAAAUUCUACUGCAGCCGGACACAAAAUGAAGGCCACCCUAAAUGGUUUGUUCUUGGUGUUGGGCAAGUCAUAAAAGGUCUAGAUAUUGCUAUGAUGGAUAUGUGCCCUGGAGAGAAAAGAAAAGUAAUUAUACCCCCUUCAUUUGCAUAUGGAAAGGAAGGUUAUGAAGGCAAGAUUCCACCUGAUGCAACAUUGAUUUUUGAGAUUGAACUUUAUGCUGUGACCAAAGGACCACGAAGCAUUGAAACGUUUAAACAGAUAGACACAGACAACGAUAGGCAACUCUCUAAAACUGAGAUAAAUUAUUACUUGGAAAAGGAAUUUGAAAAAGAUGAGAAGCCACGUGACAAGUCCUAUCAGAAUGCAGUUUUAGAAGAUAUUUUUAAGAAGAAUGACCGUGAUGGUGAUGGCUUCAUCUCUUCCAGGGAAUACAAUGUGUAUCAGCACGAUGAGCUGUAGUGUAUUUUUAUUUCUACAUUUUCUUAGCCACUUUGUGUAAAACCAAAGUCACUUUUCUGUAAGUUGUAUUUUCUGUUUUUCCUCCAUGAGAACAUAUUUUGAUCCCCUUAAUACAUGUAAUUUUGGCAUCAUAAAUGUGAAGCUAUUUUGAAAUUUUAACUUUAGUGAAAGGUAUGAUUUUGUCUGUGAACACAUUGCAGCACCAUGAAACAGACUGUGUCCCAGUGGGCAAUUUUCCCCCUUCAGGAUAUUAGAGGGCAUCUAUGUCCCAUCUACAAACUCUUCUGAAUUCCAACCUUAACAGCAUGUAUAAAUAUGUGAAUAUCCAUUUUUUAAUAUUUUAAAUGUUAAAAUGCUCCCUAUUUUUAAUAUUUUCAAUUAGGACCCAGGAAUUAAUAUUUCAUUUAAUUUGUAUGUAUCAUAGCAUUACAGGUAGUCGGACAUAAAAAUCACAGGACUGGAGAGCCUUCCUUCAGUGUGCAUGCAGAAAUACUUGAGUUUUAUGGCUCUGUCUCACAGACAGCCUUAACAUACUCUCUGUACUUUUUGGCUUCUGGCCUUGGGUAUUUGUUCCAAUGGGCAAUGUUUAAAGAUACAUGAUCAGACUAAAGAGUGCCUCUUUUCUUAUAGUAAGCAUAAAAAAGCCCAUAUUGCUCUUGAAUUUUGUACUCCCUCAGAUGUCAUUGUAAAUGUGCUACUCCUUUUCCUUAUGAUAGGCCUUGAUGCCUACCAUCCCUAACUUUUUGUCUUGCUAGUUUUAAAUUAAUGCUGUGGUAUCUUAGUUUCCAGUUCCCUUUCUCUAGGUAUCUCUAUCCUAUGUCACUUCAUUUCACAAUGUUCUUGUUAUUAAUGAUGAAUGAGCAUUACAGACUGAUAUGCCAUCAGACUUUUGAUAUAGAUUUUAUUUUACACGAGGAUACAUGAGGAUAUCAAAUGAUGAUUCAAAUGAUAUACAAUACUAUGGCCACUUUGUGUCAUGGUCAAACCAUCACAAGAUCCAACUUGAGAAUAGGAGGUAAGAGAUGAUGUUAGAUCACAUUGUUGGUGCCAAAGAAAAGGCCUUGUUUAUGGGAACAUGUAAGGUUUUGCUUACUGCAUAUGUAGGAAAGUAUGGUCAGGCAGUAAAUAGCUCUGUUCAAAAUAGCAUUUUCCAUUUUCUGAAACCUCUUUGCAAACCAUUGUUAAAAGUUCAUCUUUUAACCUCUUUAGAUAUACUGCCAGAAAUACAUUAUUUACAAAUAUAGGGAUAACACAAAAAUCUGGUGAGAUUAGUAGAUAUCAUAUAUGCAUAGCACAAAGUUCAACCUCUCAUAAAACCAGAACCUUUACUGUCUUAUCUUCUCAGUAUUUAUUCAUUCCUAUGCCCUAUAACUCCUCCUCACUUGCCUAGAUCAUCAAUUCUUUCAUCCUUUCACUUCUUUCCAAAAAACCUGCUCAGUUGAAAUAAACUGGGUUGAUGACUCAAUAUUAAGUAUUGGUUUGGAAACCGCCCCCAUUCUCUAUUCCUACAUUAAAAAAAGUCACCAGAG